Messenger RNA from Talpa occidentalis (Iberian mole), 9837 nucleotides. It is a transcript of the gene NCOR2, whose product is annotated as nuclear receptor corepressor 2. Gene Ontology annotation, biological process: negative regulation of transcription by RNA polymerase II. The transcript has 48 exons. The record is from RefSeq and is a predicted model, not a curated record. Lineage: Eukaryota; Metazoa; Chordata; Mammalia; Eulipotyphla; Talpidae. The coding region runs from base 1292 to 8842 and encodes 2516 amino acids. Gene Ontology annotation, molecular function: transcription corepressor activity.
GGCCCACCCAGGCCGGAUCCCUGCUGCCCCUCACCUGCAGGCACUGUGGGUGCUCCGUCAAUACCCCGUCUCCUUCCCACUCGGCAAAUCUGGGCCUCCCAGCGGCCGCGUGGCUGGAGGCCAGGAGGCGCUGGACCCGGGGCCCGGGAGGGAGGAUGUGCCAUGUCGGGGCCGGGGGGUGCUUUUAUUAACCUGCCUGGGGAGCCGGUGGAGGCAAAUGCCUGGCCUUGGCAGGCCUCGAGGGCCAGCAGGGUCAGGGCGCCCUGGCCUGGGUGACUGGUGGGAAAGGCCCUGGGGACUGGAAGCAGCCUCCUGGAGGUUGGCCUCUUGGCUCUGACCCCGGGAGAGAUUUGCAAGCUGGCGGGGUUCUGGGCGGGGCCUGGGGAAGAGGUCACUGCCUCUGUGGGGCCCUUGGGGAUUGUCCCCACGGGCAUUGCCUCACACUGUUCCUGCCGUGGCCUUGCCCUGGAAAUGGAACGCAGCCCCCUGCUCCUCUGCCACCCCCUUGCCAGCUGCCCUGGUUGGGCUGGUCUCACCUCCAGGCCUGUGCAUCUGCUGGGCCGUCUUCCCGCUGCUGCCGUUCCUCCUGCCCCGCAGGCCCACCGCUCCUGCCCUUGGGCCCUGGGCUCAGGUCCCACCUCCAGGGAGACCCAGCCUGACCUCUUGACCCCCGCCCCUGUGCCAGUCAGUGCUGCUCACUCUGGCUUGGGCCGCCUGCUGAGGUGACUUGGGGAUUGUCUGGACUGGGGGAUCGUCUGGAUUAGGGGAUCGUCUGGCUAACUUACUGAGGCGCUGAGGGGUGUUUGUGUGGGGUACGGUCCUGGGGUCCUGGCCUUGUGCAGAGGCCAGGCCAGGCUCUUGCUGCGGUGGGCCUGAGCUCCAGCUGCUCCCCGGCCGGUGGCCUCCCUGGUGGCUGCUGCGUCUGCGCCCCUUAUCUGUUUAUGGGGAGCUAGGUGACUCUGCUUCUCCUGAGUCCAGUAGAGGUCUGGGGUACACCUCACACCAGUGUCUUCGGGGCACUGUCUGGUGUAAGUCGUCACCAGAGAGUGGCGCACAUGGACAUGGGUUGGGGGGGUUGUCCCGGCCUGUGGGGAGCCUUCGAUGUCCAUUAACGAGGCCCGCAUUUUCUCCCGCAGGUCUCCCCAGGUUUGGAGGACGUGAGGUGCUGGCGGCCGCUUCUGGUGCCUGGACAGGCGUCCCGCGAGCAGAUGACGAGGACUGACUUUUGAUCCUUGGAGGCUACUGCGAGGAAGCUUAUUGGGGCUUGUGAGCCCCCCAGACGCCCAGCGCCAUGUCGGGGUCCACGCAGCCUGUGGCGCAGACGUGGAGGGCGACUGAGCCCCGCUACCCGCCCCACGGCAUCCCCUACCCUGUGCAGCUCGCCCGGCCCCACGCGGAGGUCGGGCUGCUUGAGUACCAGCACCACCCCCGGGACUACACCUCGCACUUGUCGCCCGGCUCCAUCAUCCAGCCCCAGCGGAGGAGGCCUUCCCUGCUGUCUGAGUUUCAGCCCGGGAACGAGAGGUCCCAGGAGCUUCACCUGCGACCCGAGUCCCACACCUACCUGCCUGAGCUGGGCAAGUCGGAGGUGGAGUUCAUCGAGAGCAAGCGCCCCCGCCUGGAGCUGCUGCCCGACCCCCUGCUGCGGCCGGCACCCCUGCUGGCUGCAGGCCAGCCUGGGGGCUCCGAGGACCUGUCCAAGGACCGCAGCCUCACGGGGAAGCUGGAACCCGUGUCUCCUCCCAGCCCCCCACAUGCUGACCCUGAGCUGGAGCUGGUGCCUCCGCGGCUCUCCAAGGAGGAGCUGAUCCAGAACAUGGACCGGGUGGACCGUGAGAUCACCAUGGUGGAGCAGCAGAUCUCCAAACUAAAGAAGAAACAGCAACAGCUGGAGGAGGAGGCGGCCAAGCCGCCCGAGCCCGAGAAGCCCGUGUCCCCACCGCCCAUCGAGUCGAAGCAUCGCAGCCUGGUGCAGAUCAUCUACGACGAGAACCGGAAGAAGGCCGAAGCUGCACAUCGGAUUCUGGAAGGCCUGGGGCCUCAAGUGGAGCUGCCGCUGUACAACCAGCCUUCCGACACCAGGCAGUACCAUGAGAACAUCAAAAUAAACCAGGCGAUGCGGAAGAAGCUAAUCUUGUACUUCAAGAGGAGGAAUCACGCUCGGAAACAAUGGGAGCAGAAGUUCUGCCAGCGCUAUGACCAGCUCAUGGAGGCCUGGGAGAAGAAGGUGGAGCGCAUUGAGAACAACCCCCGGCGGCGGGCCAAAGAGAGCAAGGUGCGCGAAUACUACGAGAAGCAGUUCCCGGAGAUCCGCAAGCAGCGGGAGCUGCAGGAGCGCAUGCAGAGCAGGGUGGGCCAGCGCGGCAGCGGGCUCUCCAUGUCGGCUGCCCGCAGUGAGCACGAGGUGUCUGAGAUCAUCGACGGCCUCUCGGAGCAGGAGAACCUGGAGAAGCAGAUGCGCCAGCUGGCCGUGAUCCCGCCCAUGCUGUACGACGCCGACCAGCAGCGGAUCAAGUUCAUCAACAUGAACGGGCUCAUGGACGACCCCAUGAAGGUGUACAAGGACCGGCAGGUCAUGAACAUGUGGAGCGAGCAGGAGAAGGAGACCUUCCGGGAGAAGUUCAUGCAGCACCCCAAGAACUUUGGCCUGAUCGCAUCGUUCCUGGAGAGGAAGACGGUGGCCGAGUGUGUCCUUUAUUACUAUCUGACCAAGAAAAAUGAGAACUAUAAGAGCCUGGUGAGGAGGAGCUACCGGCGCCGUGGCAAGAGCCAGCAGCAGCAGCAGCAGCAGCAGCAGCAGCAGCAGAUGCCCCGGAGCAACCAGGAGGAGAAAGAUGAGAAGGAGAAGGAGGCGGAGAAGGAGGAGGAGAAGCCAGACGCAGAGAACGACAAGGAGGAGCUGAUCAAGGAGAAGACGGACGACACCUCCGGGGAGGACAAUGACGAGAAGGAGGCAGUGGCCUCCAAAGGCCGCAAAACCGCCAACAGCCAGGGGCGACGCAAAGGCCGCAUCACGCGCUCCAUGGCCAACGAGGCCAACAGCGAGGAGGCCGCCACCCCCCAGCAGAGCGCCGAGCUGGCCUCCAUGGAGAUGAACGAGAGCUCCCGCUGGACCGAGGAGGAGAUGGAGACGGCCAAGAAAGGUCUCCUGGAGCACGGCCGCAACUGGUCGGCCAUCGCCCGCAUGGUGGGCUCCAAGACGGUGUCUCAGUGUAAGAACUUCUACUUCAACUACAAGAAGAGGCAGAACCUGGAUGAGAUCCUGCAGCAGCACAAGCUGAAGAUGGAGAAGGAGAGGAACGCCCGGAGGAAGAAGAAGAAAGUGCCUGCUGCCGCCAGCGAGGAGGCGGCCUUCCCGCCGGUGGCGGAGGAUGAGGAGAUGGAGGCGUCGGGCGUGAGCGGGAACGAGGAGGAGAUGGCAGAGGAGACGGAAGCUUCACACGCCUCUGGGAACGAGGCGCCCCGAGGGGAAUGCAGCGGCCCAGCCGCGGUCAACAACAGCUCGGACACGGAAAGCGUCCCCUCCCCCCGCACCGAGGCCUCAAAGGACACGGGACAGAACGGGCCGAAGCCUACGCCCGCCCCAGGCCCCGACGCACCGCCUGCAGAGCCCCCCACCCCCCCGCCCGAGGACACCCCGGCCCCCACGGAGCCCGCGGCUGCCCCUGAGGCCACUGGUCUGCCCACGCCCCCUCCUGCUUCCCCGUCGCCCACCGCACCCCCUCCUCUGGUCCCCAAAGAGGAGAAGGAAGAAGAGGCCGCCGUGGCCACCCCAGUGGAAGAGGGGGAGGAGCAGAAGCCGCCCGUGGCCCCAGAGCUGGCCCUGGAUGUGGGCAAGAUCGAAGACUCCGGGGAGGCGCCCCCCACAGAGCUGGCCGAGAGUGGGUGCAAGGAGGAGCCUGCGGAGGAGGGAGGGCCCGACAAGGCCAGGGGGGGCGCGGGGGCCAGCGCCGAGGCUGCACCCGAGGGGGCGCUCAAGACGGAGAGCAAGGAAGGCGGCGGGCCUGCGGCCAAAGCCCCUGCAGCCAAGGGCUCGGGUGCCCCCCAGGACAGCGACUCCAGUGCCACCUGCAGCGCCGACGAGGUGGACGAGCCCGAGGCGGGCGACAAGAACAGGCUGCUGUCUCCGCGCCCCAGCCUCCUCACCCCGACCAACGACGCCAGGGCCAGCGCCUCGCCCCAGAAGCCCCUGGACCUGAAGCAGCUGAAGCAGCGCGCCGCCGCCAUCCCCCCCAUCGUCACCAAAGUGCAUGAGCCACCCCGGGAGGAUGCAGCUCCCAAGCCAGCUCCCCCUGCCCCGCUGCCUUCACAGCACCUGCAGCCAGACAGUGAUACCCCACAGCAGCCCAGCAGCAGCCCUCGAGGCAAAAGCAGGAGUCCUGCGCCUCCUGCCGAGAAAGAGGCAGAGAAGCCGGUGUUCUUCGCAGCUGAGGGCCAGAAGCUGCCCGCAGAGCCACUGUGCUGGGCGUCGGGCCUGCCCUUCCCCGUGCCCUCGCGAGAGGUGAUCAAGGCCUCCCCGCACGCCCCUGACCCCUCAGCCUUCUCCUACGCCCCAGCUGGUCACCCGCUGCCCCUGGGCCUCCAUGACAGCGCCCGGCCUGUCCUGCCUCGUCCACCCACCAUCUCCAACCCGCCGCCCCUCAUUUCCUCCACCAAGCACCCCAGCGUCCUCGAGAGACCAUUGGGUUUCAUCCCCCAGUCAGGGACGAUGCAGCUCCACGUCCCAUACUCCGAGCACGCCAAGGCUCCCGUGGGCCCCGCCACCAUGGGGCUGCCCCUCGCCAUGGACCCCAAGAAGCUGGUGCCCUUCAGCGGAGUGAAACAGGAGCAGCUGUCCCCGCGCGGCCAGGCCGGGCCACCGGAGAGCCUGGGGGUGCCCACGGCCCAGGAGACAUCUGUGCUGAGAGGCACGUCUCUGGGCGCGGUGCCGGGAGGAAGCAUCACCAAGGGCAUCCCCAGCACGAGGGUGCCCUCCGAGAGCCCCAUCACAUAUCGAGGCUCCAUCACCCACGGCACUCCCGCUGAUGUCCUGUACAAGGGCGCCAUCACCAGGAUCGUGGGUGAGGACAGCCCGAGCCGCCUGGACCGCAGCAGGGAGGACGGCCUGCCCAAGGGCCACGUCAUCUACGAGGGCAAGAAGGGCCACGUGCUGUCCUACGAGGGCGGCAUGUCCGUGAGCCAGUGCUCCAAGGAGGACGGCAGGAGCAGCUCGGGCCCGGCCCACGAGACGACCGCCCCCAAGCGCACCUACGACAUGAUGGAAGGCCGCGUGAGCCGGGCCAUCUCCUCGGCCAGCAUCGAAGGUCUCAUGGGCCGUGCCAUCCCCGCCGAGCGACACAGCCCCCACCACCUCAAGGAGCAGCCACACAUCCGAGGCUCCAUCACCCAAGGGAUCCCCAGGUCCUACGUGGAGGCCCAGGAGGACUACCUGCGCCGGGAGGCCAAGCUCCUGAAGCGGGAGGGCACGCCCCCGCCGCCCCCGCCACCCCCGCGGGACCUGGCCGAGGCCUACAAGACCCGGCCCUUGGAGGCCCUGGGGCCCCUGAAGCUGAAGCCGGCGCACGAGGGCCUGGUGGCCACGGUGAAGGAGGCCGGCCGCUCCAUCCACGAGAUCCCGCGCGAGGAGCUCCGGCGCACGCCCGAGCUGCCCCUGGCCCCGCGGCCGCUCAAGGAAGGCUCCAUCACGCAGGGCACCCCUCUCAAGUACGACACGGGGGCCUCCUCCGCCGGCUCUAAGAAGCACGACGUGCGGUCCAUCAUCGGCAGCCCCGGGCGCACCUUCCCGCCCGUGCACCCGCUGGACGUGAUGGCCGACGCCCGGGCCCUGGAACGCGCCUGCUACGAGGAGACCCUGAAGGGCCGGCCAGGGGCCGUCAGCAGCUCGGGGGGCUCCAUCACCCGGGGGGCCCCAGUCAUCGUGCCUGAGCUGGGCAAGCCGCGGCAGAGCCCCCUGACCUAUGAGGACCACGGGGCCCCCUUCACCGGCCACCUGCCCCGCGGCUCGCCCGUGACCACGCGGGAGCCCACACCGCGCCUGCAGGAGGGCAGCCUCUCGUCCAGCAAGGCGUCCCAGGACCGGAAGUUGACGUCCACGCCGCGCGAGAUAGCCAAGUCCCCGCACAGCGCCGUGCCCGAGCACCACCCGCACCCCAUCUCCCCCUAUGAGCACCUGCUUCGGGGUGUGAGCGGCGUGGACCUGUACCGCAGCCACAUCCCACUGGCCUUUGACCCCGCCAUACCCCGUGGGAUCCCUCUGGACGCAGCCGCCGCCUAUUACCUACCCCGGCACCUGGCACCCAGCCCCACCUACUCGCACCUGUACCCGCCGUACCUCAUCCGUGGCUACCCCGACACGGCCGCGCUGGAGAACCGCCAGACCAUCAUCAACGACUACAUCACCUCGCAGCAGAUGCACCACAACGCGGCGGCCGCCAUGGCCCAGCGCGCCGACGUGCUGCGGGGCCUGUCCCCCCGAGAGUCCUCGCUGGCACUCAACUACGCCGCCGGCCCGCGAGGCAUCAUUGACCUGUCCCAAGUGCCACACCUGCCUGUGCUGGUGCCGCCAACACCAGGCACACCAGCCACUGCCAUGGACCGCCUCGCCUACCUCCCCACCGCACCCCAGCACUUCGGCAGACUCAGCAGCUCCCCGCUCUCCCCAGGAGGCCCCACCCACUUGACAAAGCCGACUGCCACGUCGUCCUCGGAGAGGGAGCGGGACCGGGAGCGGGACCGGGAGCGGGAACGCGAGAAGUCCAUCCUCUCGUCCGCCACCACGGUGGAGCACGCGCCCAUCUGGAGACCUGGUACGGAGCAGAGCAGCGGCGGGGGAGGCAGCAGCCGCCCCGCCUCCCACUCCCACCAGCACUCGCCCAUCUCCCCCCGGACCCAGGAUGCCAUCCAGCAGAGACCCAGUGUGCUGCACAACACGGGCAUGAAGGGCAUCAUCACCUCCGUGGAGCCCAGCACGCCCACGGUCCUGAGGUGGGCCAGGUCCACGUCCGCCUCCUCGCCUGUCCGCCCGGCCGCCACAUUCCCGCCCGCUGCCCACUGCCCGCUGGGCGGCGCCCUGGACGGGGUCUACCCCGCGCUCGCGGAGCCCGUCCUGCUGUCCAAGGAGGCCCCGCGGGUCGCCCGGCCCGAGCGGCUGCGGGCGGACGCCGGCCACGCCUUCCUCACCAAGCCCCCCGCGCGCCCGGCGCUGGAGCCCGCCUCCUCCCCCGGCAAGGCCGCCGAGCCCCGGCCCCUGGCGCCGCCCGGCCCGGGCCACUCGGCCAUCGCCCGCGCCCCGGCGAAGAGCCUCGCACCCCACCACGCCAGCCCGGACCCGCCGGCGCCCCCCGCCUCGGCCGCGGACCCGCACCGGGAAAAGACUCAAAGUAAACCCUUUUCCAUCCAGGAACUGGAACUCCGUUCUCUGGGGUUCCACGGCGGCAGCUACAGCCCCGACGGGGUGGAGCCCGUCAGCCCCGUGACCUCGCCCAGCCACGACAAGGGCCUCCCCAAGCACCUCGAGGAGCUUGACAAGAGCCACCUGGAAGGCGAGCUGCGGCACAAGCAGUCAGGCCCCGGGAAGCUCGGCGGCGAGGCCGCACACCUGCCCCACCUGCGGCCGCUGCCCGAGAGCCAGCCCUCGUCCAGCCCACUGCUGCAGGCCGCCCCGGGGGUCAAAGGUCACCAGCGGGUGGUCACCCUGGCACAGCACAUCAGUGAGGUCAUCACGCAGGACUACACGCGGCACCACCCGCAGCAGCUCAACACACCCCUCUCCGCCCCGCUCUACUCCUUCCCCGGGGCCAGCUGCCCCGUGCUGGACCUCCGCCGCCCGCCUGGCGACCUCUACCUCCCACCCCCGGACCACGGCGCCCCGGCCCGUGGCUCCCCCCACAGCGAAGGGGGCAAGAGGUCUCCAGAGCCAAGCAAGACGUCAGCCCUGGGGAGCAGUGAGGAUGGGAUCGAGCCAGUGUCCCCGCCCGAGGGCCUGGCUGAGCCCGGACACCCCCGGAGUGCUAUGUACCCACUGCUGUACCGGGAUGGGGAGCCGGCGGAGCCCAGCAGGAUGGGCUCCAAAUCCCCAGGCAACACCAGCCAGCCGCCGGCCUUCUUCAGCAAGCUGACAGAGAGCAACUCUGCCAUGGUCAAGUCCAAGAAACAGGAGAUCAACAAGAAGCUGAACACCCACAACCGCAACGAGCCGGAAUACAAUAUCGGCCAGCCCGGGACGGAGAUCUUCAACAUGCCGGCCAUCACCGGAGCAGGCCUUAUGACCUGUAGGAGCCAGGCGGUGCAGGAGCAUGCCAGCACCAACAUGGGGCUGGAGGCCAUAAUUAGAAAGGCGCUCAUGGGUAAAUAUGACCAGUGGGAGGAGCACCCGCUCAGCGCCAAUGCUUUUAACCCUCUGAGUGCCGGUGCCAGCCUGCCCGCUGCUAUGCCCAUAACCGCUGCUGACGGACGGAGCGAACACGCACUCACCUCGCCAGGUGGCGGCGGGAAGGCCAAAGUCUCUGGCAGACCCAGCAGCCGAAAAGCCAAGUCCCCAGCCCCCGGCCUGGCGCCUGGAGACCGGCCACCCUCGGUCUCCUCGGUGCACUCGGAGGGAGACUGCAACCGCCGCACCCCACUCACCAGCCGCGUGUGGGAGGACCGGCCCUCGUCCGCAGGUUCCACGCCGUUCCCCUACAACCCCCUGAUCAUGCGGCUGCAGGCUGGGGUCAUGGCCUCCCCACCCCCGCCCGGCCUCCCCGCGGGCAGCGGGCCCCUCGCCGGCCCCCAUCACGCCUGGGACGAGGAGCCCAAGCCACUGCUGUGCUCGCAGUACGAGACGCUCUCCGACAGCGAGUGACUGACCCGCGGGGUGGGGGCGGCGUCGGGGCCCAGCGAGGAGCCGGAGCGGACGGGCCGGGCGCGGGCUGGCUGCCGACGCCCCCCGCCGAGGAAGGAGCCCCUGAGCCUGCCUGCGUGCCCGUCUGUCCGUCCAUCCAGAGCUGGCAUCCUUGCCUGUCUAAAGCCUUAACUACGAUUCCCGCCCCGGGCUGGCCCUGUGCAGUGACCUUACUCAGGGGAUGUUUACCUGGUGCUCGGGAGGGGAGGGGGCCGGGGAGGGGGCGCGGCGGGCGUGUGGCGGCCACACGCCCAAGGCCGGGGCGGACAGGGACCCGAAGCAGGACGACCAUGCACCUCCCAUGCCACUGCCUCCCCCCUUAAUGCAUUUGGAACCAAAGUCUAAACUGAACUAGCAGCCCCCUGCUCCGUCCCUCUGCCCCCUUCCUGCUUAGCGCUCUGGACAGAUGGCCGCGGGCCCUGUCCAGCCCCCAGCGCUCUCCUCCCGGUCCCCACGGGCUGCCCCAGCCCAUGAGACUGCUGGAAACCAAGUCAGGCCAGAUGGGCGGGCUAAAGGGCCAGGUGUGGCCUGGGGCGUGCGGAUGCCCCGAGGAACUGGACUGUUGUCUUCACACAUCGUUGCUGCAGCGGUGGGAAGGAAAGGCAGGUGUAAAUGAUGUAUUGGUUUACAGGGUAUAUUUUUGAUACCUUCAAUGAAUUAAUUCAGAUGUUUUACGCAAGGAGAGACUUACCCAGUAUUAUUGCUGCUGUGCUUUCAAUAUCUGCUUACCGUUCGAGAGGCGUGUGCAGGCCAACAUCUGGUGACCCCAUCGUCCGCGGGCCUGAGGGGGCGGGGCCGCGGCUCCAGCCCUGGACCAGCCCCCCCCCCCACCCCGCGGCCUCCUCCCUCCCUUGGGCAGAAUGAACUUGAUGGGUAUUCCGUGGCCGCUGUCUGCACACGGCGGUGGCAUUCUGUCAUUUUCACAUGUUGUUCUCAUUAAAAAGCAAAUUAUACUC